AUGGCGGCUCCCCGGCAGCCCGGGCAGGUUCCGAGCGCUGGAGAGAUCCCAGCGGCCACCCAGACCCCGGCCUGCCUGCCGCCUCCCCCACUCUCCCGCGGAGGAUGCAAGAUCGCGGAGCCCAAGGACGCCCCAGAGGAGCUGGACAGGCUGGUGGAAGGGCCGGCUUGGGUUGAAAAUGUCUUCCCUGGAGAGGUUGGCUUUAGCUCCGCCGGGAAUCGAGUUGCCAAGACCGCGUUAAAGCGCUGGAGUGUGGACUCGGGUUCCCCGCUCCGGCGGGUCCUCUGCGGCCUGGGCCACACCUGCGGUCGUGACUCGUGGUGGGUUGACUGGAGAGAGCGCCUUCCAUUCGCCUUCCCCAGCGGACUCCGGGCCUCCCUCUCCAGCCUCCUGCGCGGCGGGGUCACGGGGCAGCCGCAGCGACGCCCCAGCCCCGGCAGGAAGCGCGGCCACGCUCUCCGAUGCCGCGCCAGGGCCCGCGAGCCCCGAGGCAGCCAGAAAGCACAGCAGUGCGGGGGACACACCGGGGAGGCACAGGGCCGAGAUGGGGCGGCGUUCCACACCCCGAAUCCAGGGGCCGUGGAGAAGGUCAGGGGACCAGCAGCCACGUCUGCGCCUCCCCAGACAGGGGGCGACGGGAGCCCCAGGGUCCACGCUGCUAACAAGGGGGCGACGGGAGCCCCAGGGCCCACACUGCUCAACAAGGGGGCGACGGGAGCCCCAGGGCCCACGCUGCUCAACAAGGGGGCGACGGGAGCCCCAGGGCCCACACUGCUCAACAAGGGGGCCGGCCUGAGGGUGUGGACCCUCACCUCAGAGGGCAACAUUCCAGUGCCCCAGAGGGUCGCCCUACACAGCGGGGCUCUGGCUGGGGGACGGAGCAGGCCGGGCCAGUCCAGUGCAGGGCAGCCUGAGGCCGGGGCCGACAUGGAGACAGAGAGCCUGGAGGGGAAGAGAGCCCUCGGGCUCCCAGACCACCUGCCCCCCCCCCACGACCCACCUGUCCGGGCGGGGCGGGGCUGGUGCGUCUGCGCCCCUCGCAUUCCACGAAGGGACGUGGCCGGCACGUCUCCGCAGGCCGAGCGGGGGACAGAGCCCGCGGAAGUGAAGGCCGGUAUUGGGGGUGCGGUGCCACUGCCCGAGGCCCUGCACGCGGGCUCCGGGACGGUGGGGGAGCGUGGUCUCCGCCCGGGGCCCGCGGAGGACGGCCCGACGGAGGCGCCGCCACCCCGGAGGGCAAGUCACGGGAGACACGGCGUCCGUGACGGCAUCGGUUCCCGCAGCACGCGGACCCCGCGGCGGCCGGGGGCUCCGGCUCAGACACCCCAGCUGUCCACCGAGCACCCCCAGCUCGGGACACCCCAGCUGUCCACCGAGCACCCCCAGCUCGGACACCCCCAGCUGUCCACCGCGCACCCCCAGCUCGGACACCCCCAGCUGUCCACCGCGCACUCCCCAGCUCGGACACCCCCAGCUGUCCACCGGCUUCUGUUAGAGAUCGGGGACAAAUCAAAGCCCCCCCCCCCGCCCCGGUGUCCUCGCUCCUCCCAAUGCCUGCCCUGUGAACCGAGGCCCGGCGGGGGCUCCGUGGCCGGUGUGGGGCCCCGGCUCCUGUCGGCCACGCUCGCAGCCCUCAGACGAAGCUCGCCGCCGCAGUGCGGUGGCCCCGUCUUCCACGCCUUGCACUCACCCUUCUCCUUCGGGCGGCUGCGGUGGUUUGGACUUUGUCCCGGUGGCCGUGUCUCUCCGGGCCGGCCGUCCUUCGGGGCCGGUGUUCAGCUUUGUUGGGGUGUCGCCUGGUCCCAGCAGGUCCCCCGCUCCUGCCGCCUGGGACGCCAGGACUCCUGGAAGUCUGCGUCCCCAUGCUCCGUGGCCCACGCGCUCCCCGGGGCCCCCUCUCCACCCAGGGGUCCGGAGAAGGGUGCAGCAGAAGCUGGGAGCAAGGACGACCUCCUCCGGCUGCCCUCAGGGCCCAGGGGCUCCCCGGCAGAGACACCCCAGACCACCGGGCCACGGGGGUCCCGCGUGCGGGCGCUGUCUCCGGCCCUCCGGGACGCCUUGGUCAUCUUGCUGCUGCUGCUGUGGUGCCCGUUCUUCUGCUUUGGAGAGCUGCUCAGCACAAGCAUGGCGGAGGCGGGAGCGCACUCUCACCCGACGGUCCUGCCUGUCCUGGGCGGCCUGGGGCGCUGGCGGCACGAGUCCCUGGCCACGCAGGGCAGAGGGCGCCUGAGCUCGCCGCGUCCCUGCACAGACCCGCACACGCUGCCUCCAUGCCGGCCGGCGCCACUCAGCCCGCUCACCACCCCCAGUGCACGAGCGGGGGACAGCGGGGUGCAGCCCGGCCCGGGGCCUUCACUCACCACCCCUGAGUGCGAGAGUCGGGGGACAGCGGGGUGCAGCCCGGCCCGGGGCCUUCGAUCACAACCCCCAGUGCACGAGCGGGGGACAGCGGGGUGCAGCCCGGCCCGGGGCCUUCACUCACCACCCCUGAGUGCGAGAGUCGGGGGACAGCGGGGUGCAGCCCGGCCCGGGGCCUUCACACACCGACCCUUGAGUGGGAGAGUCGGGGGACAGCAGGGUGCAGCCCGGCCCGGGGCCUUCGAUCACAACCCCGAGUGCGAGAGCCGGAGGAUGGCCCCGGUGGGGUCCAGCCGAGACCGGGGGCCUUCAGUCUCGGGAGUCGACCUGAUCCUGCUGCCCGCGCGUGUCACCGCUCCUUCGGCGUGCAAGGGCGUGCAAGGGCGUGCCCGUGGCGGCGGUCUGCUUCGCUCGCGCCCUUGCUCGCUCGUGUGGACGCCGGAGGCGGCGCCCCGGCUCCUCACCCCCGCGCGGCCGGGCCGCAGAAGUUGUCAUCACCGCGCGUGGUCUACCCGCCGGACUCCGAGCGGCGAGUCGUUCCGCGGGAGUCAGGGGCUCCGCGCCGUCCGUCUGCUCGCUGCCUCCUGCUCCCUGCGCGCGCGCGGUCAGAACGUGUGA
This is a messenger RNA of Perognathus longimembris pacificus (Pacific pocket mouse), 2976 nucleotides long. RefSeq names its product collagen alpha-1(I) chain-like. Lineage: Eukaryota; Metazoa; Chordata; Mammalia; Rodentia; Heteromyidae. The coding region runs from base 1 to 2976 and encodes 991 amino acids. The transcript is spliced from 16 exons. The record is from RefSeq and is a predicted model, not a curated record.